CAGGAAAGUGACAGACGGUGGGGCUGCGCAGGAGUGACACCCAGGGGUCCGGUACACGGAAUUCAUCAUGCUUGUUCCCAUAUUUACAUUAAAGUUGAAUCACAAAAUCAACCCCCGCAUGGUAUCUGUGGGGAAAUAUGAUGGAAUACACCCGUGUCUUACAGCAGCCACCCAAGCUGGAAAGGUUUUUAUCCAUAACCCUCACACUCGGGGCCAACGGGUUUCCGCAAACCGCCUGGUACAGAGUUCUCACGACUCGGACAUCUCUCUCCUGAACAUUAAUCAGAGUGUCAGCUGCCUGACAGCCGGACCGCUGGACCCACAGCUGGGCUGUGACUCGCUGAUAGUGGGAACCCAGACCAACCUUUUAGCCUAUGAUGUGCACAACAACUCUGAUUUAUUCUAUAAAGAGAUUGCAGAUGGCGCUAAUGCAGUUGUGCUGGGGAAGCUGGGAGAUAUUUCUUCUCCUCUUGCUCUCAUCGGAGGAAACUGUGCCUUGCAAGGUUUUGACCGCAGUGGAAGUGACAUGUUUUGGACGGUUACUGGAGAUAACGUACGUUCUCUAGCGCUGUGUGACUUUGAUGGUGAUGGAAAGAAAGAGCUUCUUGUAGGAUCUGAAGACUUUGACAUCAGAGUUUUUAAGGAAGAUGAAAUAGUAGCAGAGAUGACAGAGACUGAGACUAUUACAUCUCUGUGCCCUAUGUACGGCAGUCGCUUUGGGUAUGCGCUUUCCAAUGGUACUGUUGGGGUGUAUGACCGGACAUCUCGGUACUGGAGGAUAAAGUCUAAAAACCUUGCAAUGAGUAUCCAUGCUUUUGAUCUCAACUCUGAUGGUGUAUGUGAGUUGAUCACUGGAUGGUCCAACGGGAAGAUCGAUGCUCGUAGUGACCGAACUGGAGAGGUGAUCUUUAAGGAUAACUUCUCCUCCUCAGUAGCUGGGGUGGUUGAAGGAGAUUACCGUAUGGAUGGAAAGAUGCAGCUUAUCUGUUGCUCCAUUGAUGGAGAAGUUCGGGGCUAUCUCCCUUCAAGCCAAGAGGCUGCAGGGAGUCUUUUGGACACAAGUGUUGAACAAGAACUAGUUCGGGAGCUGAGCCAGAAAAAGCAGAAUUUGUUGCUGGAACUGAAGAACUAUCAAGAGAAUACAAAGGCAGAGUCACGGGUCCAAGCGAGCGAACCUGAUGGUCAGAUGGGGGUUAUUCCAGCAAAUACACAGCUACAGACUGCUCUGUCUGUGAGUCUGGGCACUGACACGCGGGCUGCGCAUGUGGAACUGAGCAUCUCAACAUCUAAUGAUACCAUCAUUCGUGCUGUCCUAAUCUUUGCCGAAGGAAUCUUUGAAGGAGAAAGCCAUGUUGUACAUCCCAGCGCUCAGCAUCUAACAGGGCGCAUUCGGGUUCCUAUUUGUCCUCCCAAGGAUGUGCCUGUGGACCUGCACAUCAAAGCAUUUGUGGGAUAUAGGAGCAGUGUACAGUUUCAUGUUUUUGAAUUGACACGGCAGUUGCCUCGCUUCUCCAUGUAUGUGCUGAGUAACUCAGCUUCUGCACCAGAGCCAACCAGCCAUGUGAACUUCACCAUUAGUGAACGAGUUCAGAGGGUGGUUCUUUGGCUGAAUCAGAACUUCUUAUUGCCUGAAGACACUGAGAUGCAGAGCAUGCCAUUCCAGAUCAGCUUCACGUCGCUUCGUGAUGGAGGAACACUUCUAAUAAGAAUGAAAUCCAAUGGAGAGAUUUCAGUGCAGACAGAUGACAUGGAUCUAGCAGGUGACAUCAUCCAAUCUUUGGCUUCAUUCCUAGCCAUAGAAGACUUAAACGUGGAAGCCGAUUUCCCCAAAUACUUCGAUCAUCUUCGAAAUGUGCUGGUGCAGGUGGAUGAGUCUCACUCUGUGCACCAGAAGCUUACCGCAGACAUGGCUGAACAGUCUAGCGUGGUCCGCAGCAUGCUAGUGCAGGCCGAAGAUUCGCGUCUAAUGAGGGACAUAAAGAAUAUGAGAAAACGGUACACAGAACUCUACGACCUCAACCGAGAUCUCAUAAAUCGCUACAAGAUUCGUUGUAAUAAUCACACUGAGCUAAUAAAUAAUCUGAAAUGCGUGAAUCAGGCAAUUCAGCGUGCGGGCCGUCUGCGGGUUGGGAAACCCAAAGUUCAAGUGAUUGCCGCCUGCAGAGAUGCCAUUCGGAACAACAACAUCAAUGCCUUGUUUAGGAUCAUGCGUGUGGGAGCCACCCCUUCCUAGGACAUCCCUUC
Messenger RNA from Spea bombifrons (plains spadefoot toad), 2244 nucleotides. It is a transcript of the gene BBS2, whose product is annotated as Bardet-Biedl syndrome 2. Lineage: Eukaryota; Metazoa; Chordata; Amphibia; Anura; Pelobatidae. The transcript is spliced from 18 exons. The coding region runs from base 68 to 2233 and encodes 721 amino acids. The record is from RefSeq and is a predicted model, not a curated record. Gene Ontology annotation, biological process: non-motile cilium assembly. Gene Ontology annotation, cellular component: ciliary basal body; neuron projection; BBSome. Gene Ontology annotation, molecular function: protein binding.